Molecule: messenger RNA, 1089 nt
Organism: Spea bombifrons (plains spadefoot toad)
Lineage: Eukaryota; Metazoa; Chordata; Amphibia; Anura; Pelobatidae
Product: derriere protein-like
Exons: 2
Coding region: 1-1059 (352 amino acids)
Biological process (GO): BMP signaling pathway; SMAD protein signal transduction
Cellular component (GO): extracellular region
Molecular function (GO): growth factor activity; cytokine activity
Source: RefSeq, a predicted model, not a curated record
AUGGAAGGAUCUCUCUUUUUCCUGUUCUUCCUCUUCCAUACGCUUUUCCUAGCUGAAUCCUCUGAAAUCUCGAUACAGGAAAGAAUGCUUCUUAAAGCCUUGGGACUGAAUGGAAAACCAAACCCUGUUAACCCCGGUCCUGUACCUAAAACAUUGUGGUCCAUUUUUAAAAAGGGAAUCCAAAAUGAUAAUCCUUGUAGAAUGGAAGGAUUUGAAGUGCCUGGUAAUAUUGUCAGGUCUUAUCGAAACCAAGGACCAUUAACAUCUAGUGGGGCACCGCAUCAGUCAUUGUGCUCACGGAAACAUCUUUUCUUUGACCUAUCGGCCGUAGAGAAGAAAGAGCAGAUAACUUUGGGGCAGCUGGAGAUUAAGUUUAAACGCAACACCUAUGAUGGGCAGCAGUUCCAGUUGCGUCUGUAUCGCAUAUUACAGAUGUCUUUGAAGGGAAUGCGACAACACAAAACCAAUCGAAAACUUCUUGUGGCCCAGUCUUUUCGUCUCCUUCAUAAAUCUCUCUACUUCAACUUAACCAAAGUGGCAGAAGAUUGGACCAACCCUGAGAAGAACAUGGGGUUGGUUCUGGAAAUAUUUCAAAAUGCUACCAGUACCAAAAGUUCAUCUACUCACUGUGAGCAAAUUAAUUCUUUCAUCCAUGCCUCUCUGUUUACAGUCUCCCUUGACCCAUCUGGUUGCAAAACCUCUCGAACCAAGAGGAGCUCUUCAUCUUCUUUGCCAUCUCCAGCCAACAUCUGCAAGAAGAGAAACUUCUACAUUGACUUCAAGGAUGUGGGAUGGCACAACUGGGUCAUUGCUCCUCGAGGAUAUAUGGCCAACUACUGCCAUGGAGAAUGCCCGUACCCUCUCACUGAGAUGCUGAAGGGUACCAAUCAUGCUGUGUUGCAGACUCUGGUGCACUCCACAGAGCCUGAAAUCACCCCACUCCCCAGCUGUGCUCCCACCAAGCUAUCUCCCAUCUCAAUGCUAUAUUAUGACAACAAUGACAAUGUUGUGCUAAGACACUAUGAGGACAUGGUAGUUGAUGAGUGUGGUUGCAGGUAACCAUGUACUGAACUGUCUUUUCUAUUUGCU